UUCGUAUUUUCAGAAAUCUACAGAAGCUCUGCGAAAAUCUGCCUACUAAACAGGAUAUUCAAAAUCUAAAUAGAAAGUUGGACAGAUUGCUUCGUAAACGGACAAAUAUGCCUGAAAGACCUGAUUUGUUACCAUUGAAAUCCGUAGAGGAAAUGGAGGCAUUUGAAAAUAUCACAGACGAAUCAUAUGAAGCUGUCGUCGAAUAUUUGCAAUUUCUGGGAGGAAGAAACAUCCACGAGUGUGUCAUUUUUUGUUUGAAGGAAGCCGUUUUCGACACGGUGAUUUGCGACUAUUCUGUAUGGGGUGAACGCGGAAAUCGUUCACUUUUUAAUACUCGGCUAAUUAAAGCAAUAUAUGAUGCUGUAUCAUCCAAUUUCCAACCACCUCCUCACAGAGACGAAUUUUUUAAACAGGUUUCAGAAGGGGUUCGUUUCGGAAAACAACGAAUUCGGAAUAUCACUGUUGGGAAGAAACAACAAGUGACUGAAACUGAGGCACGUCAAAAAAAGCAUGAUGAAGCACAACGAAAUUUGUUGAAUCAUCAGAGAGAAAACUUACGUAACUCAUCGUUGCCGCAUGCCACUGAAGAGGAGGACCAUCAAGAUUAAAUAAAUGUGUUAUACAGCUUUAAUA
Messenger RNA from Trachymyrmex cornetzi, 633 nucleotides. RefSeq lists its product as uncharacterized. The coding region runs from base 108 to 608 and encodes 166 amino acids. NCBI's taxonomy places the organism in Eukaryota, Metazoa, Arthropoda, Insecta, Hymenoptera, Formicidae. The record is from RefSeq and is a predicted model, not a curated record. The transcript is spliced from 4 exons.